AUGGCAACCAUUCCCACGACAAUGCCAGUCGUUGAUACCCCAUUAUGUCAGUCCAUGUCAAACAUAUGGUCCUUUUUGUACGGUUGUUUCCACGGUGAUGAAUGUGGCGGAUUUCGACUGUGGUUCUGGCUUGGAAUCGUUGGGUUGGCGGUGUUUAUAUUGGGCGCUUUCGGAUUUGCCCUUUAUUAUUGGCAUCGCCGACCGUCUGGCGAUGAGGAUAUCGAGGAAGAAAGGCAACCUAUUUUGGGACUUAAACGUACACCCACCUAUUAUCAGUGGAAUCGACCUUGCCCUUCACCGAAACGAAUGGCAGAACAAAGCAAGGAAACCUGGCAACGACGACGGUCGGCUUUGUUGAAGAAAUAUUCGCCUACAGACCAAGACCCCCAUCCUGUACAAAACUAA
This is a messenger RNA of Radiomyces spectabilis, 405 nucleotides long. RefSeq lists its product as uncharacterized. Bases 1 to 405 code for a protein of 134 amino acids. The record is from RefSeq and is a predicted model, not a curated record. NCBI's taxonomy places the organism in Eukaryota, Fungi, Mucoromycota, Mucoromycetes, Mucorales, Radiomycetaceae. The transcript has 3 exons.